Messenger RNA from Mugil cephalus (flathead mullet), 2283 nucleotides. It is a transcript of the gene hnf1a, whose product is annotated as HNF1 homeobox a. NCBI's taxonomy places the organism in Eukaryota, Metazoa, Chordata, Actinopteri, Mugiliformes, Mugilidae. The transcript is spliced from 10 exons. Gene Ontology annotation, molecular function: DNA-binding transcription factor activity, RNA polymerase II-specific; RNA polymerase II cis-regulatory region sequence-specific DNA binding. The coding region runs from base 208 to 1896 and encodes 562 amino acids. The record is from RefSeq and is a predicted model, not a curated record. Gene Ontology annotation, cellular component: nucleus. Gene Ontology annotation, biological process: pancreas development; regulation of transcription by RNA polymerase II; positive regulation of DNA-templated transcription.
UGAAAGCAAAACAGCAGGUGGAGAGCUAAACCCAAGCAGCUCGGGACACAUCGGGAGGAAAUUCAUCAAAGGAAAAUGAAAGUUCUAUCUUUCACAUCUGAAGAGGGACUAGAGAGGCCCGACGCUGGCCGACUGGCUGUUAUUUGAGCGUGGUGGUUGCACAUGAGAGCAGUGUUUGUUUGCAAGGCAGCAGCGAGGUAAGGCAUAAUGGAGGGAAAGGAGCGGGCCAGGGCAGCUAAAGCGAGGCCGAGCCGUCUCACUGCACUUCAGGAGCAGCUGAUCUGGGCCCUGCUGGAAUCUGGACUGUCCCGAGGCGUCCUGGUCCAAGCCAUGGGGGAACUGGAGCGAAACAGGGCGAGUGCUGGCAUCGAGAAGGGAGAGAGGGGGGAUGGAGAGAGCUCAGAGGAGGGAGAAAUGGAUUUCCCACCGCCUAUAUUCCGGGAUCUGGAGAAGCUUCCCCCAGAAGAGGCGUCCAAGCUGAGGGCUGAAGUCGACCGAUUACUGCAGGAGGAUCCGUGGCAUGUUGCAAAAAUGGUGAAAAGCUACAUGCAGCAGCAUAACCUCCCUCAGAGAGAGGUGGUGGAGUCCACAGGCCUCAACCAGUCCCACCUCUCCCAGCACCUCAACAAAGGUACGCCCAUGAAGAACCAAAAGAGAGCGGCCCUGUACACCUGGUACGUCAAGAAGCAGUGCGAGAUCAGCCAGCAAUUCACCAAUGCCAAACAUGGCCUCGCAUCUGUGGAGGAGCAAGGAGAGGACACCAAGAAAGGACGGAGGAACAGGUUCAAGUGGGGUCCGGCGUCUCUGCAGAUCCUCUUCCACGCCUACGAACGACAGAAAAACCCCAGCAAGGAGGAAAGAGAGGGUUUGGUGGAGGACUGCAACAGGGCAGAGUGUCUUCAGAGGGGGGUGUCUCCCUCCCAGCUCGCUGGCCUCGGCUCCAACCUCGUCACUGAGGUGCGAGUUUACAACUGGUUUGCCAACCGGCGCAAGGAGGAGGCCUUCCGCCACAAACUGGCCCUUGAUACGCCUUUCAGCAACCAGUCUGCCCCUUCGUCUAACCCCAACCUUCAACACAGUCCCGAACAUGGUGUGAAAUACAGCCAGCAAAUCUCAUGUGAGGCCGUGAGCUCGGUCAGAGGCGGCGGAGGGGAGAGAGCGGGACGUCUCGUGGUCAGUCCUGUCCAACUGGAGCCUAGCCACACACUCCUCGAGACUCAUAACCCCAAAGCGGCGUCCAGCGGCGGCCCACUACCCCCAGUAAGCACUCUGACCUCCCUACACAGUCUCUCUGCCUCCCCUGCAUCCUCCCAGAGCCUCAUCAUGGCCUCGGUGCCCAGCGUCAUGAGCCUCGGGGAGUCCUCUCUUCUCAUCGGGUUAACAUCCACGCAGCCUCAGACUGUGCCCGUCAUCAACAACAUGGGAGGCGGUUUCACGACUCUCCAGCCAAUCUCAUUCCAGCAGCAGCUUCACGCCUCCAGCCAGCAGCCAAUAUCGCACCAGCUUCAGAGCCACAUGGCUGCCAGUCCCUUCAUGGCAACCAUGGCGCAGCUGCCAUGUCACAUGUACAGCAAGUCGGACUCUCCCCAGUACCAUUCGUCCAGUUUGCUGUCUCAAGCCAUGGUCAUCACUGACAGUAGCAGCCUGGGGACUCUGACCAGCCUCGCUGCCGUCAGACAGAUUCUGACAGCAGAUCCUGAGGAGCACACAGACCCACCUUUACAGGACGAUUCUCUGCACCUGCAGCCGCACACACCUGUGCCAGCUUCGUCUGAGAGCCUAGAGCUGUAUCCUGCCUCUCAGACAACAGACAGUCAUCAGUCUCACCUCCUCUCUCCGUCGCCAACAGACAUCAGCUCCUAUAUUCCUUCACAAAUGGUCUCUACAGCACAGUAAAAGUCUUCAGGCAACCUAAGUAUCGCCCCUCUGUCUACCGGAGAAUGGGGGUGUUUGAAACGGACAGCUACCUCUGGUGCUAAUUCCAACGAUUCAGCUUUGAUGUUUUUCACACAGUCAAACUCCAUACAACUGUAAUCAGAACAAGGACUGAAAUGAGAGAAGAUUUACUCUUGAUACAGCAGAGAAUCAACUGAAAAUCAACACCAAAAUGUAUUUUUAUUGCAAUAAUGUUUUUUAGAUUAUAAAAAUUGUCAAAAGCAUGUUACCUGCAUUAUUAUUAUUGUUUUUUUUUUUACACUCGGUGUCUUGAAAUGCUCUUCUUCACACUUUGAGUGUCCUUUAUAACGAAGUAAAGACAAUUUCAAAUAUAAACAUAAACAAUGA